ACGGUUAGUAAAGAACCCAAAGAGAUGCCCUAAAGGCAUAUAAACCACCUUUACCUCCCAUUUUACAGAGUCGGUAGAUAGAGAGAAAGACGCUUCUGGUCAGUUUUCGUUAAACCCGCCGGAGAAACUAGCGACUACGGUGGUCGAACCCGUCUGACGUCGUAGAAUUCAUCGUAAUCUUCACUUCCUUUCUUCCCCGACAAAAUCAUCGAUCUGUGUUUGCCAAUCAGAUUCACCGGAACUUCUAGUUAGGACGAUUGUGAAAAAUGUCGUCAUCGUUAGAACAAGAAAUCUUCUUACAGUGGGGAAACAAGAAGAGAUUGAGAUGUCUUAGAGCCAAAGCCAAAAAGAUCUCUCGUUCUAAAAACUCUUCUCGCUUUCUAGGUCAAGAUACCGUCCUCCUUCAAUCCUCUAGAUUCUCCAGAGGAUCAGAAGGAGCAAUCCUCAGAUCUGGACUACCAGAUCGCCGGAGACCGUCUCCGGAGAAAGAGGAGAGGUAUUAUACUACGAGAGGUGUAGUGGAUAACAUUGGGAAAGAUUGUUUAGAUGGAAACAUCAAUGGAGAAGAUAGCAACAACAAGGAAGAGAGUAUGUGGCCUAAGCUCUUUAUAACAUUAUCAAACAAAGAGAAAGAAGAAGAUUUCAUGGCUAUGAAAGGUUGCAAACCUUCUCAUAGGCCUAAGAAGAGAGCUAAACUCAUCCAAAGAAGCUUACUUUUGGUGAGUCCUGGAACAUGGUUGGCUGAUUUGUGCCCUGAUAGAUACGAUGUUAGGGUGAAGAAGAGCUCUAAGAAGAGGCGAGCAAGAGGGCUAAAAGCCAUGGGAAACAUGGAGACUGAUUCAGAUUGACAAGUUUUAAGAUUAGUUUACUAGAAAUGUUUGCGUAUUGAUUUAAGCUAACUUUCGUGGGUUUCCUUAAGCAAUCUUUAAGAAUGUAUUUUAGAUGAAAUUAUUCGGUUGAGCACUUUGAACACAAGGAUAUAUCAUUUCUUUGUGACAAUGUAUGUACCUGUUGUAACUUGUAACCCUAUCCUAAUCUAUUGUUUCAGAUAAUGUACUUUAGUCCUAUUUGGCGGCACUUAAUCAUGGGCUCAAGUGUAACCAAUUAUUGUAUGACAUAUACUAUCUUCAUUUUCUUUGUGAUGGAACAAUGACAAAUCUGUUACAAAAUGCGUUUGA
Arabidopsis thaliana (thale cress) is the source of this 1178-nucleotide messenger RNA. RefSeq names its product sterol O-acyltransferase, putative (DUF1639). Bases 267 to 848 code for a protein of 193 amino acids. The record is from RefSeq and is marked reviewed. The transcript has 5 exons. Lineage: Eukaryota; Viridiplantae; Streptophyta; Magnoliopsida; Brassicales; Brassicaceae.